Molecule: messenger RNA, 739 nt
Organism: Xyrauchen texanus (razorback sucker)
Lineage: Eukaryota; Metazoa; Chordata; Actinopteri; Cypriniformes; Catostomidae
Gene: atp5mc3b
Product: ATP synthase membrane subunit c locus 3b
Exons: 5
Coding region: 130-549 (139 amino acids)
Biological process (GO): proton motive force-driven ATP synthesis; proton transmembrane transport
Molecular function (GO): proton transmembrane transporter activity
Source: RefSeq, a predicted model, not a curated record
AUUAAAUUGAGGGUCGGGCAUGCGCAGUAGCUCCUCAGUGGUUCGACCUCUGCUGGCGGUAAGCGAAGGAGAUCUAAACGAGACAUAAGCGGGUUUAUUCCUCACCACAGUCAGCGAACUCAAUUAAACAUGUACGCCUGUGCGAAGUUCGUAUCCACACCUGCACUGGUCCGCUCUGGCUCAAGGGUGCUGUACAGACCACUUUCUUCUGUGCUAUCCAGGCCAGAUGUCAACUCUGUAGAGGCCAGCCCAGUCUACCUGCCACAGACCGCCGUGUCCCAGCUUGCAGUGCGGGGAUUUCAGACAAGCGCAGUAAGCCGUGACAUCGACACAGCCGCAAAGUUCAUCGGUGCUGGUGCUGCCACCGUCGGGGUGGCGGGUUCAGGAGCUGGAAUCGGAACAGUGUUCGGCAGCCUCAUCAUUGGAUAUGCCAGGAACCCAUCUCUGAAGCAGCAGUUGUUCUCAUAUGCUAUCUUGGGAUUUGCCCUGUCUGAGGCUAUGGGUCUCUUCUGUUUGAUGGUGGCUUUCCUCAUUCUGUUUGCCAUGUGAAAACUGCUCUGUCCACCUCUUUCCACAGCUGCGACGACACAUGUUUUACACUGGCUACCAAAAGAGUUCUUUGUUGGUGUCAUUAAAAUUGUACAUUUUCCAAGUUUUUCCAAGGCUGAUAAGAUAAAAACCAUGUAUUGUAAAAAUGUAUCUAAUUACAGAAUAAAUACAUGUAUUUCACUAAUUAAAA